Jaculus jaculus (lesser Egyptian jerboa) is the source of this 1463-nucleotide messenger RNA. Its product is annotated as paired immunoglobulin-like type 2 receptor beta-2. The record is from RefSeq and is a predicted model, not a curated record. Bases 491 to 1153 code for a protein of 220 amino acids. The transcript is spliced from 4 exons. Gene Ontology annotation, molecular function: MHC class I protein binding. NCBI's taxonomy places the organism in Eukaryota, Metazoa, Chordata, Mammalia, Rodentia, Dipodidae.
UCUCAAGAACCGCUGAGAAAGGAGACUGAGUGGGAAGAACAGAGACACUGAGCAAGAUGAGGAGGGAAGGAAUCAAGUGACAGAGAGGACACAGAUGAGGAAAGGGUGCUGCACAGGACCCGGGAAGGACGGGGUGACAUGGAAGGUUGAAGUGGCCUAGGGGAGACCCAGCCAGGCAAAGUCAAGGCCACACUCCCCAGCAGAUGGGGGCUGCACCCAAGGAUGGACCUUUCAGGUCAGUGACUACAGGAGCCUCCUCUGCAAUGUAGGAAGAAGAAGCCAGCAUGACAGAGGAAGUCAGAAGCCACAGGGAGUUGAAAAUGGGGACUUCCCUCCAUUCUCAAUCCCCACAAGGGGCGGGCUCUGGGAAUCCAGAUCUUUCUACUUGAUCUUUAGACCCAGGAGCAGCCUCAGUGUUCCUCCCCAGGGCUCCUCUCCUGCCUACCCGGCUCUGCUUCUCUUGUCCCCUAGAAGGGAGCUCGCAGUGGCUAUGGUCCUGCUGCUGCUGCUGCUGCUGCUGCCACCAGCAUCCAUGCAAGCUGGUAAGGUAGCCCUAUCCAGCCAAAGGAAUGACUACGGGAUGGACCAACCCGCACACAUGUCUGGUCGCCAAGGUGGCUCUGUGGAAAUCCCCUUCUCCUUCUACCACCCCUGGGAGUUAGCCAGCGAUCCCUGGAUGACGAUAAUGUGGAGAUGGAAGCACUUCCAUGGACCAUUUAUCUACAACAGCACCCCGCCUUUCAUCCAUGAGCAGUUCAAGAACAGGCUCGUCCUGAACUGGACACAGGGUCAGACGUCCGGCAGCCUCAGGAUCCUGAACCUCAGGAAGGAGGACGAGAGCACGUACUUUUGCAGAGUGCGGCUGAACACAUGGAGUGCACGCCGGCUUAUAUGGCAGUCAAUGGAUGGGACCAGACUCACCAUCACCCACGACGCCCCCACCACCGACUCUGCAGUCACCACAGCUGGCCUUGAAGACGUGGAGGGCACGAGGAGCCAGGGGCACCUGCCCCCGAUUCUGGGGGCCGCAGUGGCCGUCCUUGUCAUCAAGGCUGCGCUCAUCGCCCCGGUCACUGCAGCGCUGGUCUUCCUCAGGCGGACGCGCAGGAAGACACAACUGGAAUUUGAAGGAAAUUUUGGACAUGAUCACUGAGGAAAUACAGCUCAGAGGACGAUUCGGCGCAGAUGAGAAGCCAAAACCUGUAAAACGCGACGGCGCCUCACUGGGGUUUUCUUCACCAGUGUUCAGCUAUUUAGGUCCUGAACCGUCAGAACUGUGUUGUCAGGGACGUUUCUUCAUUGUAGCACGAGGGCUGAGUAGUAACGGGGACUUUCUAUAGGAAAGAAUAUGGUCUUAUCCUUCCUCUGCUGAAAAGAAACAAACAGGGAUGGAGAGAUGGCUUAGCACUUAAGGUGCUUGCCUGAAAAGUCUAAAGACCCAUAUUUGACUCUCCAGAUCCCAC